Molecule: messenger RNA, 654 nt
Organism: Botrytis fragariae
Lineage: Eukaryota; Fungi; Ascomycota; Leotiomycetes; Helotiales; Sclerotiniaceae
Exons: 2
Coding region: 1-654 (217 amino acids)
Source: RefSeq, a predicted model, not a curated record
AUGAAUACCCCAAAUUCUAUCUUCCCAGGACGCUGCCAGAUCAGCAUUUUCCAAUACAGAUGUCUCCACAACGGGCAAGAAAACAGCGCAAGAUGCAGGAAUCAUUACAACAAUGCGCCCUGUAUUCCCGAUGUGGUUUACACGGAAGAAGUCAAGGAUAGAGAUUGCGUAGAAUGUGUUAUGAGUAGAAGUGCCGGUUAUGCUUCCGACGAAAUCUACAUGAAUACUCCCCCGAACACUGCAACCAAAUCAGCGGGAGGCGAUGAUAAGACAGGAUUAAAGCGAUCCAGUUUGUCCAAUCAGAAAAAAUCUGCCAUUAAACGAAGAUCCACAUCAAGUGGAACAGGAGGAGAUAAGUUGGCGAGAAGCAAGGACAUCAAAUUCCACCAAGCUAUAAGUGAUGAAGUGAGGUAUAGAAGAGCCAUUGUCAAGUCUCGCAGUGAAGGUGGAUAUAGAACACCUAUGAGUACACCCACAAAGAUUUCCAAGAAGAUACCCAAGAGAUCGAGAAUGGGUGCAAAGGCACGGUUGAAGUCGAAGAUGGAGGCUGAAAUGACGGAUGAAAUGGAUGUGGAAAUGGAGAUGGCUGGAUAUGGAGAUAAGAAUGAUGUAGCUGAUCUAUCUCACAAGUUGAGCUCUCUUAGAUGCGAUUAA